Messenger RNA from Penaeus monodon (black tiger shrimp), 2506 nucleotides. RefSeq names its product monocarboxylate transporter 9-like. Gene Ontology annotation, molecular function: monocarboxylic acid transmembrane transporter activity. The transcript is spliced from 5 exons. The record is from RefSeq and is a predicted model, not a curated record. Gene Ontology annotation, biological process: monocarboxylic acid transport; transmembrane transport. Lineage: Eukaryota; Metazoa; Arthropoda; Malacostraca; Decapoda; Penaeidae. The coding region runs from base 321 to 2162 and encodes 613 amino acids.
AGACGACGCUUGGCACCCUCCGUUCAGUCCAUAUCGGAACCUCGGCCGCAGCACAGCUCAUACUGCAGCUCGCUGGCUCCACGCGAUCACUGGGCUACAAGAUCGGUGUGCGGCGAGGUGUGAAUGACUGAUUAUCGUUCUCCCUCGUCAUAACAGUCUUCAACCCAUACGGCAAUUAGUAAUAUGUUUUUAUUCAACAUCGGCUUCGCUAUGGCUUAAGCAAAGAAGAACAGCGAUACAGGCCGUGUAUAGGUGGUGGUAAUUUACUCGCCGCCUACGGAGCAUUGAGAAGAUCGACCCAACCGGUAGGACGUCCUGCCAUGGCGCCCCAGACGAAGAUUAUCGAGAGCGGGGGAGAGGCGUUACCGGCAGAAAAGCGAUCUCCUCUGCAAGAAUCCGAAGGGCUUCUUGACCCGCGACGCCAGAGCUUAAGCAAAACUCAGGAGGUGGAGUUUCACAACUUGGAGUCGGGAAGCGAUCCCACCCCCACCGCCGCCCAUGGGAAGCACCGACACGCCCGCAGCCCAGACGUCGACCGCGGAUGGGCGUGGGUCGUGUUUGUGGCGGCCUAUAUGUACUUCUUCAUUUCGUCAGGCAUGUACUACUCGUUCAGCGUCUUCUUCGUGGAGCUCCUGAACACCUUCGACGAGUCCCGAGGCAAGACCGGCUGGGUCUACUCGACCAACUCCGCCGUCCACAUGUUCUCGGGGCCCAUCGCCGGCUGGGUCGUCAUGAAGUGGGGUCCCCGCGUCGCCGUCAUGCUUGGGGGCCUCCUGGCUGGUCUCGGCAACUUCAUGACCGCCUUUGCCCCGAGCCUCGACGUCAUCUUCUUCACACACGGCUUCGUGAACGCUCUAGGAACAAGUCUUAACUUUUCUGGAUGGGUAGUAGGACUCUCCAGGUUCUUCGAGCAGCGUCACGCCCUUGCCGUAGGUCUCGCAAUGUCUGGGUCGGGAUGCGGAGUGUUCUUUCUCGGUCCGCUCAUGGAGAAGUUCGUGCGUGAGCUCGGAUGGAGAGGCGCCAUGCUCAUCUGCGCGGGAUUGUCUCUUAAUCUGUGUGUCUUCGGCGCUACUAUCUACAGCAAGCUGAGACCUCCUCCCUUAGCGGAUAAUAAGGCUUCUACUGAAAGCGUAAAGCUCGUUGUUGAUCAGAUAUGUAUUCCGGACAAGGAAAUGGACGACUUGUUGCCGGCGAGGGAGGCAGGUCUCGACUACGAUGACGAGGGUGACUCUCAAGAAAACUGGCGUAGUAAGAAGCCUUUCCCGGAAACUCUGGCGAUGCCUUCUCUUGUAGCGGCUGGGAGUAUAUGGUCGCUGGCAGAGUCAAGACGCGAGGAGACCCGCCACAACAGGCUUCGUAACAUGGUAAUGUCGGCCAGGAAACAGUUUGGAGGCAAUCGCAGUAACGACUGUGUGUCAAGCGCGGAAAAUCGAGAAAACACGAAGGGAGAAAUGAGGCGUUUAUUCUGCUCCCCAACAUUCUGGCUGCUUGAGGCUUCUUGCUUCCUCAGCUUCUUAGCAACUACGACUGUGUUCGCCGUAUUUCUAGACUGGACGAAAUGGGCUGGGCUCUCUGCCGCUUUCUCCCAGGCUCUCGCUGGCAGCGGCGCCGGAGACAUGGUGGGCAGGAUGCUGGCCGGGGCGUUCAUGGGCUGCAGCAUUCCGCCUCUCCUGCUGUUCAGCGCCAUCCAGCUCUUCUUGGGGCUCACUGUCGGUGGCGCAGCCUUGGCGACCUCCCACGGAGAGCUGAUCGCUGCGAUGGUAGGCUUCGGAAUUGCGUGUGGCCUGCAGAGCGUCUUGUACGCCCUCAUGCCAUCGCAGAUGAGUUCUGGCGUAGGAGUGGCAAGGGUGCUAGGCUACCUCCUGCUGGUCACAGGAGCUGGAGCCUUAUCGGGGCCGCCCAUCGCCGGAGCUCUCGUGGAUCUCACCAACUCAUACACGUCCGUUUUGAUCCUGUGUGCUGCCGCUCCUGUCGGGGCUGCGGUCCUCAACCUCGCUGCAUAUUUCACCUCUCGCUAUAGUUCCACGUCCAUCAUGAAUACCAGGUCAUCUUCGUCUACUAACACCAAGUCAUCUUCAACAACCAUAAGUAAUCUGACAUCUGAUGACCCUCCGGACCCACCGACGUCUCAAAGCACUUGUAAAAAAGAAUCGAAUGUAUAGAUAACUCUCGCAAAAAGAAAAGAGGCGAAAAUGUGAUAUUCAUUUGUUUCUCGUGAAUUUAAAAGUUCACCACUAACUUAUAAAUUCAGCAUACUCUAUUUCAGCACACAUUUAGUGCAUUUCUAGUUAACCUGCUGUAAAUGUCUAGUGAAACAUUACCCACCCCAAGUUAACUCAAGCACGAAGGGUCCCUGCGUCCAGCAAAGUCCUACUGAUGGAUCUUAGAUUAGGUAGAUGAAAGGUUGUUAUUCAUCUUGAUGUAAAGAUAAUGGUAUUAAUAACAAUAAUGAUGAUGAUGAUAGCAAUGAUGAUGAUAUUUAUUGUUAUUAUUACCAUUACAAUUA